Rubroshorea leprosula is the source of this 1580-nucleotide messenger RNA. The record is from the annotation of a GenBank genome assembly. NCBI's taxonomy places the organism in Eukaryota, Viridiplantae, Streptophyta, Magnoliopsida, Malvales, Dipterocarpaceae.
ACUUCUAUACAUUUUAAAAGUUGAUCCUUACUUUCAAAAUUUUUAUAAAAUUUACCAAAUUUAAAACAACAACUUUAAAAGCUUUGUUUAGAAGUCACAAAAUUGUCCACAUAGGCAUUGAUGUUUUAGAUGCCGAAUUCAACUUUUGAAAAAGACAGAAGCUUAAAGAUUGUGCUUAGCAAAAUUGUUUAAACACAAAAUCUAAUUGAAGAAAAAAAGAAAAAGAAGAAGAAGACUUGAUUCCAAUUUCAUCAACCGACUUUGGCUGGUCCCUCUUUUUUUUUAAUUAGCAAGGUAGGUGAGGCCGUGAUGAGAGGAAUCAAUUAGACUUCAAUCUAAUUUCAUGUAAUAUCCCAAAUUUUCGGGAAUAUUUAAGUGUAAGUUAAGGACUUGAUUGUGAGAAAAGAUUGUUUAGGGUCUAAUGUGAAUAUUCUGAAAGUUGAGGAACUUAAAGAGGGAAAGAUUUUGGAUAAGGAUGGCUUAUUUCUUUUCUCCCUUUUCCUCAUUCUUCUCCAGCCCGUUUUUGCUCUUGUCUUCCCGCUGCAGCCCGAGAGGAAAAAAAAAAGAAGGAACCAAGCAAGCCGCCGGCCCCAGCCUUGAGGAAACCGGUGAGAAAGCUUGGAUUUCUCCUCCUUUUCUUGUUCUUGAACCCAGAAGUCUCCCUCCCCUGCUGGAAAAGCCGGAUCUGCCUUGCUCUGCUUCUUCACCGCCGGCUGCUCUUGCCUUGUGGGGGCGAAUUGGCUUGUUUUUUUUGAUCCGUGAGUUUCUCCCCUGCACUACCGCCGGCCUCUUUUCCCCCUGCAGCUCCGGUUUUAGCUGGAGAAUUAUGGUUUCUGAUCGUUCUGUCAGUUAGCACUGAGAUUGAGUGCUCGGUUUAUGCGAGGUAAGUAAAUUUAUGGUAAUGCCCGUACUGUUUUAAAAGCAUGUUUUGAUUUGUUUUUGAAGUGGUGGCAGAACUAAAUCCGUUUUACACAAGCAUGACUGAUUUGAAGUGAAAUGUCUUAUGCUUUUCAUUAAAUUGAGCAUGCCUACUUGGAAUUUAAUUGAUUGUCUCGAUGAUUUGAAAGUGAUUAAUGAAUUAUGAAUUUUCUGUUAACUAAUGCCUGUUUUGUCUCCGAUACGGUCAUGUUAUCCUGUUGCUUGCUAGUGGGAGGUCAAACGCUAGCACAUGUCGACAUGUUCUUGAUAGAACCGGUUCAUUCCUGUAAUCCUGCUAGUGGGAGUUAAACACUAGCAAUUUCUGUUGCCUGCCAGUGGGAGGUUUAAACACUGGUCAUGACCUAUAGAGGAGAUGUCUAUUUCGUUUCCGUACCCGUAUCUGUUUUUCGUGAUUGUACUUGUUGGCAUGCUACAAGUUUAAUUAAGGGCACUCCAUAUUUUACUUACUGAGUUUAUCUCAUAGUUUUUCUUUGUCCACCAUUUCAGGAAGUGAAACCGAGGAUGGGGAAACCACGGGAAGUGACGAGUUAGAAGGCUAGCCAUAUGGUAAUUGGAUAUGAAUUUUAGAUAUGAAUCAUGAUCUUGUAUUUGGAGAUUUUAUUGGAGAUUUUAUGAUAUCAGAGUAAAUUUUAUAAUUUGAU